Molecule: messenger RNA, 2087 nt
Organism: Ceratotherium simum simum (southern white rhinoceros)
Lineage: Eukaryota; Metazoa; Chordata; Mammalia; Perissodactyla; Rhinocerotidae
Gene: CRTC1
Product: CREB regulated transcription coactivator 1
Biological process (GO): positive regulation of transcription by RNA polymerase II; protein homotetramerization
Cellular component (GO): nucleus; cytoplasm
Molecular function (GO): cAMP response element binding protein binding
Source: RefSeq, a predicted model, not a curated record
GGAGGAGGAGGCGGAGGAGGCGGAGGCGGCGGCGGCGGCGGCGGCGGCGAGAAGAUGGCGACUUCGAACAAUCCGCGGAAAUUCAGCGAGAAGAUCGCGCUGCACAACCAGAAGCAGGCGGAGGAGACGGCGGCCUUCGAGGAGGUCAUGAAGGACCUGAGCCUGACGCGGGCCGCGCGGCUCCAGCUCCAGAAAUCUCAGUACCUGCAGCUGGGCCCGAGCCGUGGCCAGUACUACGGCGGGUCCCUGCCCAACGUGAACCAGAUUGGGAGCGGCACCGUGGAUCUGCCCUUCCAGCCCAGCGGAUUUCUGGGGGAGGCCCUGGCAGCGGCUCCUGUCUCUCUGACACCCUUCCAGUCCUCGGGCCUGGACACCAGCCGGACCACCCGGCACCACGGGCUGGUAGACAGAGUGUACCGGGAGCGCAGCCGGCUCGGCUCCCCACACCGCCGGCCCCUGUCAGUAGACAAACAUGGACGGCAGGCAGACAGCUGCCCGUACGGCACCGUGUACCUCUCGCCGCCCGCAGACACCAGCUGGAGAAGGACCAAUUCUGACUCUGCCCUGCACCAGAGCACAAUGACGCCCACCCAGCCAGAGCCCUUUACAGGCGGGUCCCAGGAUGCACACCAGAAAAGAGUCUUACUGUUAACAGUCCCAGGCAUGGAGGAGACCACAUCGGAGACAGACAAGACCCUUUCCAAGCAGGCGUGGGAUACCAAGAAGACGGGGGCCAGGCCCAAGUCCUGCGAGGUCCCCGGAAUCAACAUCUUUCCAUCCGCCGACCAGGAAAACACUACAGCCCUGAUCCCUGCCACCCACAACACGGGGGGCUCCCUGCCCGACCUGACCAACAUCCACUUCCCCUCCCCGCUUCCGACCCCGUUGGACCCUGAGGAGCCCACCUUCCCCACACUCAGCAGCUCCAGCAGCACUGGCAACCUUGCAGCCAACCUGACACACCUGGGCGUCGGCGGCGCCGGCCAGGGGAUGAGUACACCAGGCUCCUCGCCGCAGCACCGCGCCGCUGGCGUCAGCCCGCUGUCCCUGAGCACCGAGGGGAGGCGGCAGCAGGCUCAGCAGGUGUCACCCACCCUCUCCCCGUUGUCACCCAUCACUCAGGCCGUGGCCAUGGAUGCCCUGUCUCUGGAGCAGCAGCUGCCCUACGCCUUCUUCACCCAGGCAGGCUCCCAGCAGCCGCCACCGCAGCCCCAGCCCCCGCCACCACCGCCACCCACGUCCCAGCAGCAGCCGCCCCCACCACCGCCACAGGUGCCCAUCGGCCUCCCCCCAGGAGGCCCCCUGAUGCCGAGUGCCAGCUUGACACGGGGGCCCCAGCUGCCCCCACUCACAGUCACAGUACCAUCCUCUCUCCCCCAGUCCCCCCCAGAGAACCCGAGCCAGCCGCCGAUGGGGAUCGACAUCACCUCGGCGUCCGCUCGGCAGCAGUACCGCACUAGUGCCGGCUCCCCGGCCAACCAGUCUCCCACCUCGCCCGUCUCCAAUCAAGGCUUCUCCCCCGGGAGCUCCCCGCAACACUCUUCCAGCCUGGGCGGCGUGUUUGGGGACUCGUACUACGAGCAGCAGAUGGCGGCCAGGCAGGCCAAUGCUCUGUCCCACCAGCUGGAGCAGUUCAACAUGAUGGAGAACGCCAUCAGCUCCAGCAGCCUGUACAGCCCGGGCUCGACGCUCAACUACUCACAGGCGGCCAUGAUGGGCCUCACGGGCAGCCACGGGAGCCUGCCAGACACACAGCAGCUUGGCUACCCCAGCCACAGCAGCAUCCCCAACAUCAUCCUCACAGUGACAGGAGAGUCCCCACCCAGUCUCUCUAAAGAAUUGACCAGCACACUGGCCGGGGUUGGCGAUGUCAGCUUCGACUCUGACAACCAGUUUCCCCUGGACGAACUCAAGAUUGACCCCCUGACCCUGGACGGACUGCACAUGCUCAACGACCCUGACAUGGUCUUGGCUGACCCGGCCACCGAGGACACCUUCCGGAUGGACCGCCUGUGAGCGAGCGGCACACCACUGCCCAGCCCUCGGCUCCAUCACCCCGCUGGUCAGUGGUCCCGACGGCAUCUCCC